Molecule: messenger RNA, 732 nt
Organism: Capronia epimyces CBS 606.96
Lineage: Eukaryota; Fungi; Ascomycota; Eurotiomycetes; Chaetothyriales; Herpotrichiellaceae
Exons: 2
Coding region: 1-732 (243 amino acids)
Source: RefSeq, a predicted model, not a curated record
AUGAAGUCCUUGGUGCUGGCCACCCUUGCAGUUGGUCAAGCAUAUGCUGCCAGCGUGGGCCACAUCCACUCGGCCUUCCACAGCCAUGCCCGCAAGCACGACCACGCCCAAGUCGAGAAACGUGCCACAGCCUUGACCGACACUGAUGCUAGCAAACUCACUUCCUUGGGCGUUGCUGCUCUGGGCGUCAACGCCGCGGUCGCAAACGGGCAUUCCUGGCUGGGCACUGACGGUCCUUACCAGAACGAAUUCGUCAACGAGUCGGGCGAAGACUUGAUUCUUGUGAUCUGGGGGGUUGCAGGCUCGUGGAUCAACGCCGUCCAGCCCAGCAUCACCGCCUCCAUUCCCGCCAAUGGGUCUGUCUGGGUCUCCUUUGCGGACGGAGCCUCGGGCGCCUGGACUGCCAUUUACCCUGAUACUCAACUCGUCAACGGCCAGGCUUCCAACACCUGGGGUGAAUUCACCUUCGGCCUCUAUGGUGUGGUUGAUGUGUCGCGUGAGGUCAACAUGAACGGUCACUCUUUGAGCAUUGUCGGCCCCUCAUGCACCAGCGACAUGAACACAUGCGUCUUCCAAUGCGCCUCGGGAGAUGUCUGUAUCACCGACUACGUCCUGCUCAACUGCGAAAACGGAUCGCAACCCGGAGCCAACUAUGGUACCUACGACGGUGCACCUUCCGGUGGAUGCGGUGGCAUGGGUUCUAGCGCCACUCUCCGGACGACCUUCUCUUAG